This is a messenger RNA of Alternaria arborescens, 1173 nucleotides long. RefSeq lists its product as hypothetical. The record is from RefSeq and is a predicted model, not a curated record. The transcript is spliced from 3 exons. NCBI's taxonomy places the organism in Eukaryota, Fungi, Ascomycota, Dothideomycetes, Pleosporales, Pleosporaceae. Bases 1 to 1173 code for a protein of 390 amino acids.
AUGGACCCAUUUUCGAUAUCUUUGGGUGUCCUUCCGUUAAUUCACCUAACUGGCAAAACAGUCAUCGAGCUCAAAAAGUUUCAAAAUGGCGCAACCGAGGCAAAAGAUAACAUCAAUGCAAUGCUAGCAGAUCUGAAACUUCUCGAGACUGUUCUCAAUACAAUCAAAGAUGGUUUAGAGGACUUGGACAGCAGAGCGCCUCUGACUGGCCAUAUCGGUGAACACUGGGUAUCGUUGAAGACAAACCUAGAUGAUAGAUGCGACUCUCUGAAGAGGCUAGAAGCACUACUUGUAUCUACCAACAAAGAUGUGAGGUGGAUGAGCUCGACACGACGUGCAAUUCGGCUCAAGGAUGCAAAUGAUCAGAUCGGCAUGUACAGGCAAAGCAUCCAGGAUUACAAGGACGUUCUCCAGCUUUCACUUCAGUCUGUGAUGUUUUCCCAACAGCGCACUAUCGCACGAGAUGUCACAGAAUUGCUCGAGAAAUCCCGUGAUCUCUAUGAAUAUUUUAGUCGACAGGACACUAAUAACGCGAGUGCAAGCCAUCUCAAACAUUGCGUCAGAACCGCAGCAACUGUCGUGGCAUCUGCAUCGACAGUAGUUGGAGACGAUUUCGUUGAAGAGUGUGGGGAUGGGUCUGAUAUCGUGUCUGAGUUUGGUUGGAAAGUGAACGGCUUAGCGCCAAACAAGCUGAUGUCAGAAUGGCUUGCUUCACUACAGGAUGAGCCGGAUGUCUCCCUGGAUCAUCUGACCCGCUUACCAGAUCUCAGUACCGGCGUUGCGGAUAGUCCUCUGGCCUCGCAACACACUAUAAUGCUGGGUUCGCCAAUGACUCACAGCCUUAUCUCUGAUAACGCUCAGCAGGAAAUUACAAGCGGUGAUGGUCACGCACAGUCUCCUCUCGAAUCAUCUAGCAUGCGCAAAGCGGAAACGGAAGAGCUGGGGGAUAUGAUCAUCCAAAAUAGUAUGCCAGGCGAAGAUAAGAUUAUGGUGGACGAGAAUAGAGUCUCUGAAGAGGUCUGUUCUGAAGUGAAGCGCGUUUGGACAUUCGUUGGCGAUGGGAAGUGCGGAAAGACAUGGUUCAUAAAUUCUGCAAUCAAGGGUCCAUAUGGGUCCUUCCCUGAAGUGAGGGACACCGAAGCACUGAUACCACUACUCCGUACUAAGCUCUAG